This is a messenger RNA of Bufo bufo (common toad), 2254 nucleotides long. It is a transcript of the gene CDK19, whose product is annotated as cyclin dependent kinase 19. The transcript is spliced from 14 exons. The record is from RefSeq and is a predicted model, not a curated record. The coding region runs from base 277 to 1761 and encodes 494 amino acids. Gene Ontology annotation, cellular component: nucleus; cytosol; mediator complex. Gene Ontology annotation, biological process: protein phosphorylation. NCBI's taxonomy places the organism in Eukaryota, Metazoa, Chordata, Amphibia, Anura, Bufonidae. Gene Ontology annotation, molecular function: ATP binding; cyclin-dependent protein serine/threonine kinase activity; RNA polymerase II CTD heptapeptide repeat kinase activity.
CCCACAUGACCACGUGAUAUUGUGACGUCAGCAGGUCCUUACGGAGUAUAGUAUUUAGCCUUUACCAUUGUAUCCGGGAGCCUAGUUUACCGAAAAAGAAAGUAAAGACAGGGGGCGCUGUGCCUGCAAAAGUACAUGGCAUGCGUCUAUGUGCACGGGAGAAGAAGGAAAACAAGGAAAUGGUGGAGGGAGAGCUGCCUAGUGAUUACACGCUAGCCCCGGCGUCCGCCUGGGGGGCAGCGCAUUGAUGGGUUAAACACGGUUUGGCCGAGGAGGAUGGAUUACGAGUUUAAGAGCAAGCUGUCUGCCGAGCGGGAGCGGGUGGAGGACCUCUUUGAAUAUGAAGGUUGCAAAGUGGGUCGUGGUACCUACGGGCAUGUUUACAAAGCCAAGAGGAAAGAUGGAAAAGAUGAAAAAGAAUAUGCACUGAAGCAAAUUGAAGGUACCGGGAUAUCCAUGUCGGCCUGUAGAGAAAUUGCAUUGUUACGAGAAUUGAAGCAUCCAAAUGUGAUUGCCUUACAGAAAGUAUUCCUGUCUCACAGUGAUAGAAAAGUAUGGCUGCUGUUUGAUUAUGCAGAACAUGAUCUAUGGCAUAUCAUCAAGUUUCAUCGUGCCUCAAAAGCAAAUAAGAAGCCCAUGCAGCUACCUCGAUCAAUGGUGAAAUCUUUGCUUUACCAGAUUAUGGAUGGAAUUCAUUAUCUACAUGCAAACUGGGUACUUCAUCGAGAUCUGAAACCAGCAAACAUCCUGGUAAUGGGGGAAGGUCCUGAGAGAGGAAGAGUCAAAAUAGCUGACAUGGGCUUUGCUCGAUUAUUCAAUGCUCCUUUGAAACCACUAGCAGACCUAGAUCCAGUUGUGGUUACCUUUUGGUACAGAGCACCAGAGUUGCUGCUUGGUGCAAGACAUUAUACUAAAGCUAUAGAUAUCUGGGCUAUUGGCUGCAUAUUUGCAGAAUUGUUAACAUCUGAACCCAUUUUUCAUUGUCGUCAAGAAGAUAUCAAGACAAGUAACCCAUUCCAUCAUGACCAGCUGGAUCGUAUAUUUAGUGUAAUGGGAUUUCCUGCAGAUAAAGACUGGGAAGAUAUCAGAAAAAUGCCAGAAUAUCCUACUCUACAAAAAGACUUCAGACGAACCACGUACGCUAACAGUAGCUUAAUAAAAUACAUGGAAAAGCACAAGGUGAAGCCCGAUAGUAAAGUUUUUCUUCUGCUUCAAAAGCUUCUUACAAUGGACCCAACGAAAAGGAUCACAUCAGAGCAAGCUUUACAGGAUCUCUAUUUCCAGGAGGAUCCUCUGCCUACAUCAGAUGUAUUUGCAGGGUGUCAAAUCCCAUAUCCUAAGCGUGAAUUUUUAAAUGAAGAUGAACCAGAGGAAAAAGCUGACAAGAAUCAACAGGCACAAAAUCAGCACCAGCAGCAAGCAGCAAACCAACAGCAGACAGCAGCUCAGCAACAACAGGUUCAGCAGCAGAAUAGCAGUCAGACCAAUGGUACAGGAGGAGCAGGAGCAACUACAGCAGCAGCACUCCAACACAGCCAAGACUCUAGUCUUAACCCAGGACCCCCAAACAAGAAACCACGAAUGGGGCCUUCAGCUGCUAAUUCUGGGGGCCCCUCUCUAAUGCCUUCUGAUUAUCAGCACUCCUCUUCACGACUGGGUUACCAAAGCAACAUUCAGGGAUCUUCUCAGCCCCAGAAUACAUUGGGUUAUUCUACAACAUCUCAACAGAGCUCACAGUACCAUCAGCCUCACAGGUACUAGGGCAGAGCAUUGCAGUUUUGCAUAUGGAUGUCAAGAACAAGAACUUUUUACUGUUCCAAAUUUCCUAUCUUGCUUUUAUUUUAUUUUUUAAUUAAGAGAAUUGUAAAAAUAAAUAUCAAUGAGCCUGCAUCAGGAAAGAUGAUAUACAUGCGAGAUCCAACUCAGGAGUGGCUGGAGUAAAUGGAACUGUAGUACAAUUUAUCUGUACAAGUCAAGUCAAUCUGGGUAGACCUGAACCUCUGCUUUGCCAGCGCUUCAUUCACUCUUGCGAUAGUUCAACAUUUGAUUGCCAGACGUCUUUCCAGUUCAUCAUCCAAAGAGUUAAACUGCUUUGCAGGAUGUAGGGAAAUUCUGCAGUUCAAUUUCUUUUAAACAUAUAAUUUAGUUUGGCUUUUAAUCUGCGUCGCAUUAUAUGAUACAUAGAAGUCAAGACUGGAUACCCCAACAGAUGCAUGAAUAUGUUUGGACCUGCCAAGUGUACAGAUGACCUACA